AGCAACUUUCUCAGGCUGUCUGAGCGGCGUGGGUUAUUAAUCUGAACAGAUCACUCGAAAUGCAUCCAACCCCAAGUGUCACCAACCCCAAUCGCACCAAGAAGGAAUUCUAUGACGACCUCCUUGAUGAGGUCAAGGCAUUUGUCGAUGGCCAACGAUUUUGGGUGACCAACCUUGCCAACGUCGCUGCUCUUAUAUACCACGGUCUCCACAGUUUGGAAGAGCAUAGGAACAAGCCUGUCAACUGGGCCGGGUUCUACGUAACUGAUCCUACCAACGAUCAAAAGCUUAUCCUUGGCCCUUUCCAAGGAAAGGUCGCAUGUACGGAAAUUCUGUUUGGCAAAGGAGUGUGCGGUGCAGCAGCAGUUUCACAAGAAACGCAGGUGGUGAAAAAUGUACAUGAGUUCCCCAGUCAUAUCGCCUGCGACUCUGCCUCCAACUCGGAAAUCGUUGUCCCACUUGUUCUUCCCUCUGGAAAAUUGAUUGGCGUCAUUGAUAUCGAUUGUGAGGAACUUGAAGGAUUCAAUGAUGACGACAAGGUCGGCCUAGAAGCAGUCGCCAAAGUCAUUAUUGACAGUUGUGAUUGGUGGUAGAUGGUUUGGGGAGUUUUUGUUCAUACUUAGAAUGAGUAACUUUGAUCAAGCGCCAUGUUGGUUUGAUGAAUAAUACUGUUACUUUUGCAAACUUUCUGAGAAUUGUGUUUUAUUUGUUGAUAUUGAUUAUGCUGCGAUUCUAGGGCACAUCAGACAUUCACCUGUCAAUGACAUGGUCGCACAUGAAUAACACCUUAGGCGAAUGGAACGUUCUCGCUUUGGGUUUAGCUUGUUUCAAUAUGACUAAAAUAAAGUGAAUGCAGCUGUGACCCUGCUUUCUCAGGUCUUCCU
Molecule: messenger RNA, 884 nt
Organism: Umbelopsis ramanniana AG
Lineage: Eukaryota; Fungi; Mucoromycota; Umbelopsidomycetes; Umbelopsidales; Umbelopsidaceae
Exons: 3
Coding region: 60-593 (177 amino acids)
Cellular component (GO): cytosol
Molecular function (GO): protein binding; L-methionine (R)-S-oxide reductase activity
Source: RefSeq, a predicted model, not a curated record